Cylicocyclus nassatus is the source of this 1775-nucleotide messenger RNA. The record is from the annotation of a GenBank genome assembly. NCBI's taxonomy places the organism in Eukaryota, Metazoa, Nematoda, Chromadorea, Rhabditida, Strongylidae.
AAGUACGUGGCAGACCCCCUUCGUGAAUUCAAUGAACACCUCUCAAUAAAAGGAUGCCCACCCAGUUCGAACAUAAAACUAUGGCCAGAGUCUACCUUGUUAUAUCAUCGCUAACUGUUCUGUUGCCGGCAAUCUGCAAUGCUUUACACCUCGAUCCGGAAUGUGAGGAUGGUGUAGUGGUUGGCACCAAUGCUACUGCUUUUCUCGAGUUUAUUAAUAGCUAUAGAAGGAAAUUGGUUGAGGGAACUCAGAAUAAUGGAAAAGAUCAAGACCCUUUACCGAAAGCAAUUAAUGUCAAAGAUGUGGAGUGGGACUGUGAAUUGGAGGAAUAUGCGCAAUUACAAAUGACAAAAAGGCCAUGUGGUUUUGUAGUAGAUCCUGGUUACCCUUGGGACGAUGUAUCAGGAGAACACGCUGGCGUAUACAUGGCGGCUUAUUUCAACGUUAGUGAUAAUUAUGAUAAUCCUUGGGAAAACGCGAUCUCGUGGCACGACCUUGUGGAGCCUGUUUUGCAAGUAAUUGACAACAUCGACAAAGCAGCCUUCACUAUUGAAUAUGGACGUGUUGCACUCAAAAAUGACACGUUUGACGACGUACGCAAAUAUGCCGAAUGGGUGCGAGCAGAUGUCACUAAAAUAGCCUGCGCCGUAGAAUACUGCACAAUUACUCCGAAUCAAUUCACAAUGCUAUGUAUCACUGAUCAACCGCCCAUUCAAAAAGGUAGCAAUUAUACGCUUUACGAAGCCGAAACAGCCACUAUAGCGACGACUUCUGCAACCACUACUACAACUAUUGCAUCAACUACCAUUGCCUCCACAGCAGCUACCACUAAGAUCACUACCAGCUUAGCCACCACACCUACAGUACCCACAGGCACACCAUGUCCAACAGCUCCAACAACUCCGUGUCCAACAGCUCCAACAACUCCGUGUCCGACCUAUCCGCCAGCGAGAGCGAAAAGGGAGGUGAAGACAGUAAAUGUGGACGUGUUUGUGAAGAGAGGAAAGUUACCCAAAGCUGCACCUGGUGAGAAUCAAAUCUGUUCCAACAACAUAGGGAUGACAGACUCAUUGAGGACGCUUUUCCUUAACAUGCAUAAUUAUCGCAGAGCCAAGCUAGCUUUGGGAAAAGUCAUUAGUUAUAAUCGUAAGCGCAUGCCACCAGCCAAAAAUAUUUUCAAAUUGAGCUAUGCCUGCGGACUGGAAGCAGCGGCUUUGCGCUACGCUACCUAUUGCCCAUCGACAAAGUCUAAAGCGAAUGUUAGACCGCUUCAAGGAGAAAACUUUUUACGUCUUGCUAAAGUCGGCUUUUCAAGUUUUGCAGAUGCAGUAAACAUGACUGUUUACGAUUGGUGGGAUAUUGUCAAUGAUACUCCUGUCAUUGACAACACAGCAAAACUCCUUAUUCGCCGUCUUCGCUCUCCUAUAGCAACUUUUACGCAGAUGGCAUGGGCAACCACUAGAUUUUUGGGAUGUGCUAUAGCCGACUGCAAUUCAUACUAUGUAUCUGUCUGUAGAUAUUCUCCAGAGGGAAAUGUCAUCGGAGAAAUGGUCUACAAGCCUGGCCGUACUUGCACUGAAUGCAAGCGUGGUACAACGUGCGAAGAAGAACUGGGGCUAUGUGUCUAAGAAACUGGCAACCACCACACGAGAAUUAUUUUUUACAUCCUAUGAAGUGCGUAUGUUUGUCAAAAAUCAUGUACCUUACUUAUGACUACCAAGAAGGGCGUCUAAACGCAAAUUCUUCAACAUCUGUGUUGAAUAGGUUCUCUAAUA